Centruroides sculpturatus (bark scorpion) is the source of this 4691-nucleotide messenger RNA. RefSeq names its product insulin-like growth factor 2 mRNA-binding protein 1 (gene Imp). Gene Ontology annotation, cellular component: cytoplasm; nucleus; cytosol. The record is from RefSeq and is a predicted model, not a curated record. Lineage: Eukaryota; Metazoa; Arthropoda; Arachnida; Scorpiones; Buthidae. The transcript is spliced from 14 exons. Gene Ontology annotation, molecular function: mRNA 3'-UTR binding. Gene Ontology annotation, biological process: nervous system development; regulation of gene expression. Bases 217 to 2013 code for a protein of 598 amino acids.
CUUGUAUAUUUCCUCACGGAAAGAGGGAUGGGUAGCAGUCACGUGAUCGCGCGCGCACGUGGAUGAGCGCGAGAUCGAGCGAACGAGAGGCGUUCAGACGACCUUUGUCCCUUCAACCCGACGCUGUCACCUCACGUGAACGAUUUUUUUUUCUUUUUUCCCUUUUUUUAACGUCCGUUAUUGUUGUUUAUUUUUUCUCGUUGGUUAUUUAUAAAGAUGACAAAACUUUACAUUGGUAAUUUGCCGGAUGUUAACGAAGUCACUGUCCGAGAUUUGUUCCACGAGCACGCGGGAGUUGUGCCCGAGACUGUUCUCGUGAAGAAAGGCGGCUACGCUUUUGUCGAGUGUCCCGACCAAGAAUCGGCCGAGAAAGCAAUCGAAGUGUUGAAUGGUUUUACAUUCAUGGGGUCUCAACUGUUAGUGGAGCCUUCUGUUCCUCAGAAUAGAAGAAGUCGUACAAAUAAAGUACAGGUAAGCAAUAUACCUGAACAUGUCGAAUGGGAAAAUGUGAAAAGGCUUUUAUCUACUUUUGGAAAUGUGCAGCAAUGUGAUCAAGGUGCUGUGGCAGAUGAUGUGUAUAGUGUAGUUGUAACUUAUGAAACUCAAGAUCAGGCUCAACAAGCCUUUGCUCAAUUAAAUGGCUAUGAAUAUGAAGGAGUAUUACUGAAAGUAGACUUUUAUAUGGAUCAAGGCCGCAGUAAUAGAAUGGCACGUGGGCGUGGAAAUUUUCAUCCUUUUCCAUUUCCAGGAAAUUCUGCCUCAUUACGUCCUUCAGAUUUUCCACUCAGAAUUCUUGUUUUGAGUGACAUGGUAGGAGCAAUUAUUGGACGUGCAGGUGGAACAAUCAGACAAAUAACUCAGCAGUCAAGGGCAAGAGUUGAUGUACAUCGCAAAGAAAAUGCCGGAUCUCUUGAAAAGGUUAUUACAAUUUAUGGUAAUCCUGAAAACUGUUCAUUAGCUUGUCAGAAAAUUUUAGAAGUGAUGCAACAAGAAGCAAAUAAUACAAAUAGAGGAGAAAUACCUUUGAAACUUCUGGCACACAACAAUUUAAUUGGUCGAAUUAUAGGUAAAAGUGGAAAUACUAUUAAACGAAUUAUGGGACAAACUGAUACCAAAAUAACUGUUUCCAGCAGCAUUCAUGAUGUCAACAGUUUCAAUUUGGAACGAGUUAUCACCAUCCUGGGAAGUUUAGAAAAUAUUUGUAAAGCAGAACAAAUGAUCAGUUCAAAGUUACGACAAAGUUAUGAAAAUGACUUAGCUGCGAUGGCACCUCAAGCAUUAAUGUUUCCUGGACUUCAUCCAAUGGCUAUGAUGUCUACAUUAGGUGCUGCAGGUUAUCCACCUGGACGUGGAGGGCCAGCAACUCCACCUUAUAGCAUGUAUAAUUCACCACCAUCAUAUAUGCCUAUGAUGUAUCCUCAUGGUUCUAGUUCACCACAACAACAAGAUUCACAAAAGGAAACUGUGUACUUAUAUAUUCCAAAUACAGCAGUAGGUGCUAUCAUAGGUACGGGAGGAAGUACAAUACGUGAUAUGAUAAGUUCUUCUGGUGCCAGUAUCAAAGUUACACAACCUAAUAAAGAUGAACCAAGUGACCGUCAAGCAGAAAGAAAAGUUACAAUUGUUGGUUCACCUGAAUCCCAAUGGAAGGCUCAGUUUAUGAUAUUCAAAAAAGUUGGUUAUGAAGGUUUUACUGGACCACAAGAGGCACGUCUUAGAGUAGAACUUUUUGUUCCAUCAAAUCAAGUAGGCCGCAUUAUUGGGAAAGGUGGACAAACUGUUAGAGAAUUACAAAGACUUACCCAUGCUAUAAUAAAAUUACCAGAAGAAAGUGACAGUUCUGAAGAAGAUGAUACUCCCGUCCAUAUAAUUGGUGAUUUUUAUAGCACACAGGCUGCUCAAAGACAAAUAAGAGCAUUGAUAGGAAGAAAUCAACCUGUUACACACCGACGCCCAGGUGGAAAUAUACAGCAGAAUCAGUCACAGCCUCAACGCUCUGUUCAAAACAACUAAAUUUCAAAAUGUCUUGCUGAACAGGAUACCAAAGAUGUUUUGUGGAGAAAUUGAAAGUGACUGGUAGUGGGAAAAUUAAAAUUUGAGAUUGCUUUGUUUGGUUUCCAGAGUAACAUAUCAGUUAUGAUGGUUUCUUGUGACAUUUUCUCAUUGUCAAGAGCUGACAGUCAGUUGCAGGAGCUGCAGGUAUUUGUGGAUAUUUGUGAUGAACAUUUAUUCUUGCGAAUUUGAAUUAUAAUUCUCAGGAAUUUUGAAUGAGAAGUGUCUGGAGCACGGUAGUGACUCUAAGCAGCUGUUUAGUUAGUACAAACUUGUAGGACCACACUUGUUGAAACUGUAUCAUGGUCUUUGUAAUAUUGUGAAAAGUUUAUUUUUGAUACUUGUUGGAGAAACUUUUUGUUAUCAUUUUUACGAGCAGUUUUUUGCUAGCAAAUGUGUGGCCAGAAAAAUUUUUGGUCGCAAACCAAACUCUUCUAUGUUUCUCCAAUAAGAACUAUAUAGUUGUACAAAAAUUUUUUUAAAUUGUUUAAAAGAAAUCUAUAAUCAUCUGUGACUGACUGACUACAUCUAAUGAAAUAUUUCUAUCGGGACUUAGUUUUUUAACUUGUAUGUGUUGGCACCCUCACAACAAGACAUGAGAAUAUAGUCCAUACAUAGUUUAAUGACUUGAAAGAAUGUUAUGAAAGAAAUAGUGGAAAACCAAACAAAGCACAAUUAUUUAAUCCAUCCAUUAAGGAAUGGUGGUUACUGUAAGGAAACUGUCUUUAAACCAUAUAAUUAUAGAUACAGGGGGAAAUUUUGCACAUUUUUUGCCUUUUGGGAAUUUUGAUUCAAUUUUUAAAAAAUUAAAUUUGCCAUUUUCAUAAUUAUUAGAAGAACAGCAUAUUAUUCUGCUGAACAACUUUCUGAUUUGUUGAUACCUUGUUUCAAAGCAAUUGUUUUUUCCUGAAAAUACUUCAUAAUGGUACAAAUUUAAGGGCAUUGUGUGCAAACAGAUUUAUUUCAGGUCUAAAUUUGCACCAUCAGGUAAAAAAUUCAGAGGUUGCAAUGGAGGUAAUGCAAAAUAAUGAAAUUUAGAAAUUUUUUUGUUUAAUAAUAAUUCAAAAUAUAUAAUUAUCAUUUUUAUUAAUCAAUUUACUCUUGAAAACCCAUACAACCUCUGCAAAUUUGUUCUCAUUUAUGGUAGAACAAGAGCUGGUGCAAAACUCAGCUUAAUUGGCAUAUAGCCCAGAAGUACUACCUCACUUAUUAAAGUUGAAAAUUUUAUUUAUCACUGAUUGCAGUAAUUUGUGCUGAAAGUUCCUCUAUAAAAUUUUUGGAAUGACCUCUAUCCAUUCCUUAAAUAUUUAUAAACUGCUUUGAUGCUGAGUUCAAGUACUGGUAUUUUUCAUAUGAAUUAAUGUUGAAAUUUUCAAUUACCUCAGUUAUGAAGAGAAAGCAGUUAUAGAGGAAAAUGUGUCGUAAUCAACCAGUAUUGAAAAAAGUGGAAUUGCUGCUGAUGUCAUAAACAAGUCACUAAUGUUGCAUAAGAUUAAGAUGCUUUAUAUUAUCAUAGAAUAAUUGUAUUUCAACUGCACAGGAAUUCAUCUUUUGACUUUUCAAGAGUGUUUGUUACAACAGCUUUGACCGCUAAUAAUGGUCAAAAUUAAAAAUAAAGAAGUACAGCUGUUGUUACAUUAUCAUGUCUGUAAAGUUAGUGGUUUUUUUUUUGUUUGAGAUUUUUGCUUUUGAUUUCAAGAAAUGAGGUAUCACAUUCUAAUGAAGCAUCACUUUAUCUCGAAGGGAGUAAGACAGCAAUAAGUAUUUUGUAACAAUGCAUUUUGAUUUCCUUGCUAAUUAAUUUUUGUUUUUGUCAGAAUAUGUAAGUACAAUAGUAGAGACAAGUUAGCCUUUGAUGUAUUUUUCAGUUCAGACUAUAUAACAAUGGUAAGCACUUCUGUGUACUCCUUAAAUAGUAGGUGUUUCUAUUUUGUGAGGGUGCCCUAGUGUUAUGGGAUAAAAACAGAUCCAGGUAUAAGAUAGCAUUUGAUAAAGGUACCAGUAUUAAAGCAAUAGGUGUCAAUAAUUUAUGAAUUUCAGUACAAAAAAGAUGGGGGAAUUUGAACCUUACAAUCCGCUGCAUCAAUUCAGAUAUAUUUGGUUAUAGGUUUGAAGAGUUUUCAAAGAUUAUCUACCUCGUAGCCAGGUAAUAUUUGUUUCCAGUUUAUCUAAGGGUUGACUAAAUUACCUGUUCCCACAGGUAUGCACAAUAUAUAGGUAUGUUUUGGCUCUGCCAUGUGCCAUAUUUUCUCAAUACGAGUGUGUAUUUGAUUGCAAAUAGUAAAGAUUACAUAGUUGGACAGAAUGCAAAAGUUUUGAAAUAGUGCAGUGUUUUAUUCUCAUUUGUCCCACUAGUGAUCACUGCCUUAUUUCUUAAAAUGAUCCAUUCUGUUUUUUUUUUCUUACCCAUUAGAUUUGGAACCUUAAAUGCAGCCCAUCUUGGAUAAUGUUAAUGAUCAUUUAUAAUUGAUCAAUUGUCAUUAAAAAAAAACUGUUUUGUUCCCAUAGAGGGCAACACUGUCUAUUGUUAGUGCAAUAGGCCAUAAUGGGUUUGGUUUGCAUUGACCAAGUGGUACAGUGAACUCCUCAAAUAUCUGUUCUGUCUUUUCUACUAUGAUAUAUUAAAUUAUUCUAGUUAA